Molecule: messenger RNA, 4622 nt
Organism: Oryctolagus cuniculus (rabbit)
Lineage: Eukaryota; Metazoa; Chordata; Mammalia; Lagomorpha; Leporidae
Gene: HAVCR2
Product: hepatitis A virus cellular receptor 2
Biological process (GO): regulation of transcription by RNA polymerase II
Cellular component (GO): mediator complex
Source: RefSeq, a predicted model, not a curated record
GGCUUUGGAAGGCAACUUCAACUCACGUGCUGUGUUGUAGAGAAGAUGCCUGUGCCAGGCUCUGAGAACCCAUGUUUUCACAUCUUUGCUUUGACUGUGCCUUGCUGCUGCUGCUGCUGCUACCUACAAGGUCUUUGGAGUUGACAAACGUAUUUGAGGUGGGUCAGAACGCCCUUCUGCCCUGCAGAUACACUCCAGCCUCCUCAGGGGAUCUCGUGCCUGUGUGCUGGGGCAGGGGGGUCUGCCCUGUGUUUCAAUGCCACGACAUGGUGCUCGGCAUUGGUGAGAGGAGUGUGAACUAUCGGAAGUCCAGCCGAUACCACCUAAAGGGAGAUUUCCGCAAAGGAGACGUGUCCCUGCUCAUAGAGAAUGUGACCCCAGCAGACAGCGGAACCUACUGCUGCCGAAUACAGUACCCAGGCCCAAUGAAUGAUGGCAAAUUAACCCUGGAGUUGGUCAUCAUAUCAGCCAAGGUCACCCCUGCUCCGACUGCACAGACAGACCGGACUACAGCCUUUCCGAGGAUGCUCACCACCAAGGAACAAGGCUCAGAGACACAGACACUGUUGACUGUCCAUGAUAGAAAUCAAAUACAAGGAUUCACACUGGCUAGUGAAUUCCAAGGUUCCACAGCAACCACCAGGAUCCAUGUCUACAUUGGAGUAGGCAUCUCUGCUGGGGUGGCUGUCAUUCUUCUUGUUGGUGCUUGCAUUCUUAAAUGGCAUUCUCAUAGCAAAAAGAAGUUACAGAAUUCAAGCCCCAUCCCCUUGGCCAACGUCCCCCCAUCAGGGUUAGCAAAUGCAGUGGCAGAAGGCAUGCGUGCAGAAGACAACAUCUACAGCAUUGAGGAGAACCUGUAUGAAGUAGAGGAUCCUGAGGAGUAUUACUGCUAUGUCACCAGUGGGGUUCAGUGUUGACUGCUUCUGGGUUGUCACCUUUCACCUCCAUCGCAUUUAAUCACUCCAGUUUUGAUCUUGGCAUUGUUUUUUUGAAAAAAGAUGAGAUCCGUCAGCUGACUGAUUUUGGAGGUGCCAUCUGUCUGAGCAGAAUAAUCCCAUUUUCUGAAGAUCGUUAGCUCAUGUGCAGAUGGGACUGUGUUACCUGCACUGGACUUACACAGGCAAACCAUUACCUCUGUAUGUAGCCAACAGAGCUAUGCAACCCCGGGAAUGCUAAUCAUGGAUGUUAAAGGGCAAAUGGGCUUUUCAUGGAUUAGGAAUCCUUGAUACGAAAUCCCUGGAGUUCGAGGAAAUUCAAGCACAAAAGCUAUCCAUGAAGCUGCUGAAAAUGUAGGUAAAAUUAUGUUUUGGAAUGUAUGCAUGUGUUUGUGUGUGUGUGUAUGUGUGUGUGUGCAGAAAGAUGGAAGAAGCCACUGACUUUCAUAGAGACUCAUGCUCCUUAAAAAGUUUAGAGUUGACUGGCACAGGACCACACGAUCUUGAAGAUUGCCUCUGAAUUAUGCCUUUUUGAGUGUUGCAUCUGCAGCAGUGUGUGCCAGCGCACAGAUCUCCUUUGCUUCACUUAAGGACACUGCUCGGCGGGAGUACCUGGAGAAAAGGGAAGUGUGCUUGUUGUAUGUUGCUAAGUCUUUUUUGUGUGCUUGAAGAGCAACAAUCUCUGUCCAACUUCUCCGUUUGUGGAGAAGACUGGAGCUGUAUUUUUCAGAGAAGCAGCAGCAGUGACUGGAACAUAAAUUCUGUUUCCUGGUGGAAGGAAGGCAAAGGUCUCUAGCAAUUUGUAUUGCUAGUGUCAGGACCACUGAUGGAGACAGUGGUCCCUGAACUUGAAUUCUGACGCGGUGCAGACAAGUCUGUCCUGCUUGUUGUUGCCUCCCCAGGGCCUGGCGUGGCUUUGACACAUAUGGAAACUUACUGAAUAUCUUCAGAGUGAAAAAAAUCAGAUGAGCAAAAAGGUAGCUUUCUGAGAAGACUUCUUCACUGGCGAGCUCAGACAUAGCCUGCCUUUGUAACUUCUUUCUUUGGAGAACUCACAGAUAAACUGAAGCUCCCCUCUUUGCUCUUAUCCAUGCCAAAGUGGCCUUUGAUUCUCAGCAUCUCCCAGCUUGAGGCCUUGGGAGUCCAUUUCCUUGUUCCUGCUGAGCCCUCCUCAGCCCACAAAGAAUGAAUCAAGAAUAUGGAUCUGUCACUGGCUGAAAACUGCUCAACCCCACAUGAUGCUGCCUGCAGCAGAUGUUGGUCAUGGAGGACGCAGGCAGCCUGUUCGUUUCCAGGAGGUUUUUUGCUGUCUUGUUAUGUGAGUGGCAGUGUCAGAGCUGCAUCUGGAUAGUUUUGUAAGACACUGGCUUUUACAGCAGGAUAAGUAAUGGAGAUCAUUUCCCAAAGUUAAUUAUAGGCAUCAGCUUCCAUUCAGGCUGAGAAAUUAAUCUCAAGUAUUUUGAAGUCAUGCAGUUCAACUGAGAGGAACUUCAGAAUAUAUUGUGAUCAAAUCCAUGGUUUCCCUAGGAGGAGAUUCUUAUCCUACAAAAAUCUUUAGGAUGAUCAUUGCAGUAGUGUUUUAAGACUUUUUACAUCAGUAGUUGCAGUAGUUGAUUGUGUUAUGGUAUGUCAAUACACUGGUGUAGUUAAAAAUAAUUAGGAAGUUUUGCCAAUGAGCUGUUUUGCUAAUUCAACAAAUACUUAGUAAGUGCUUACCAUGUGCCAGCCACUUUGGUGCUGGGACUACAAAGGGGACCCAGUAGACACAUCCCUGGUUCCAUGGACGUUCUAGUCGAUCUGACAAGAAGGAGGAUUCAUGUACACUCAUUCAUUCAGCAGACAUUUAUUGACAUCUCUUUUGUACUGGAUACUGUUCUAGACUCUGGAAAAGUAGCAGCAAUGCUGCAGGCAAAAUCCCCGCCAGCAGUGGCUUUCAGCACUGUAGCACAGCCCUGGCCCUGAGUAUGCACACGUUAACAUGGUUACCCCGUGGGGACAAAUGGUUAAGACCAACUUUCAUAUUUUUCUUUAAUAUACCUCUGCUUCAGUUUGAAUUCUUUACUUUCUUUUAUAAUUAAAAAUUAAAUUGAAGAGUUGUAGUGGUGUUUUCCUGUUCACCCUGCUUGUGAUAAGAAAUGAAGACCUGGAUGGGUCAUAGUCCAGAGCAGAGUGUGGUGGCAAAUGAGAGCUGGAACCCUGGUUUUCAGUGUAGGGGCCGCUCUGCAUCAAAUAUUUGGAAUGGGGAAGAUGGCAAAGAUAGCAAAACAAAAUGAGCAACAACAAAACCGAGCAAAGGAAAGUUAUUACAACGGGUCCAGGAAACAGCAAAUAGUAACCUAACUGAAAACAGUGGUAGGAGUGAAUGUGUGAUUUGUUCUCCCAAGUACCUUGGGAUUUUUCUUCCAGACUUGUCAACAGAGAACACACAGGUUCUGAACAGAGAUACAGGAAAGGUACCUGAUUUUUUUUUUUUUUAAGACUGAGAAAAGUGAAGUCUUACUAUGUUUUACCUGCCUAUUGCUUCAUAUAGAUUUGGAAUUCUCAAGGCAGAAAUUCCAAACAAUUUAGUUUCUCUCUAAUUGGUUCAUAUAACCUUAAUUUAUAUAAAAAAAUUAGUUUUUCCCUUUUUUAAUGUCAUAAAAGGAUGGAUUUAUGAAAAUAUCUUACUGAUUUUUAAUCAGAAUAGUCAUCAUUUACAUACAAUAAAAACACUCAUUUUUUUAAGUGUACAAUAUGAGUUUGACAGAUGUGUGCACCUAUGUAAAUCACUCCAAGCAAGAUAUAAAGCAUUUCCCCAUCCCAAAAUAUGUUUUGAAUGUCCAAUGUUCUUCAUGCCUCCUUUUCCCAAAGGUGAUAUCUUGAUUUAAAACACUAAACUGAACACAAAUUAAUUUUGUCUCCAGAUUUCUAUGGAAAAAAAUCUGGAUUGUUCUGGAAAUAAGUGGAGGUGGUCUUAGGGCAUUCAUUUUCGAAAUUCUCUCUUGUGCUUUCCUGGGACUUAGUUGGGAAGAGGGGAGAGGGUAGGGAUGGCUGGCUGUUCAGUUGGGAGAUUCUCAAGCUUGAGGAAGGCUCAGAUUUUGGUCUAUGCUUGGUGGGAAACUGCCAAGGGAGCAGUAUGAGUCAGAUAUGUUAGUUUCAGGCUUCUGGAUCCUCUUAAUCUCAUUCUCAACCACACUGACCACAGUAAUAAAGGUCAUUUCAAGUCCCUCAUUUACUCAUAGUGGUGAAUUUAUUUUUUGAAUUCUUAUUCUAAUUCCUUCUGCUUAUGGUGUGACUUUCUUUUGCCAAAGAGAGCAGUGAGAUUUUAAAAACUGGCUGUUUAAACCACUCAUGUACGAUUGUGGUGGAGGACAUCUGUCUAAAUAUACACAUUAUUUUAAUACAACGAUGUUGGGAAUGGGUCACCUUUGGGAAAUAUUUCAUUACAGUUUUAUAUCCCAUGUUUGUAAUCUGCUUUGUGACGUUAUAAUUUCUAUAUUGUGUACUUGUACCUUUUCACUUUACUUUAAACUUAGUGUAAGUAAAAUAAAAAUACUUUACGUGCCAAUGCAUUGUUAAUUUCUUUUUGUCAGUUUUGAGGGAGCCGUAUAUCUCCAUCUAAUCUUUUUUCUUAACUUUGUUAUCUACAAUUGUACUUGCCAUUAAGAAUCAAAUGCACACUGAAUUUAUUUCUUCUUAGAAAAACAU